ACAUUCUACGUCAAAAACACAGUAUUUCGUUUAUUUGCUUGAUUAUUUCGUAGUUUAUUUCCUGGAGCGGGAAAUAUGAAAUGACUGAAAGCAUUCUUGCACGUGAUUGGUCCGGCCUCAGGCUGAACACUGACUGGUCGCUUCCAGGCUGCGAGGCGAUCCGUCUCUCUCUCCCCCUCAUCCCGCCUGUCGAUAUCAAAGCGCCGACUGCCUUUGAAGUGUCCCGAGAAUCGCCGCUCCGCAUGUUUUUACGGCGGUGCGGCUGUGGAGGAGCUGCAGACGGUCUGGGGUGAGGUGAGUCUAUUAUCUGUUGCAGGCAGGAAGGAGGAGGGCGCUGGAGGACAGGCGGGGGUCCUUCCCAGACUCGCUGGAGCCUGGCUCUAACAGCCUCAUUGAGACUGAAUGGGACGUCUUAAUUACUCCAGUUGUGAAAACUGAAGGAGGGGAUGCAGCACGCUUUGAUCUUCCGGUUGGGGACGGUUGCUAUAAAUGCGGCCCCCACUUUGAGACGCAAUCAUAACUCUCUGACCUUUGCAAGAGACCGUCCUGAGAACUUCCCUCUGACCUGGACUCUGAGCUGAGCUUCACUUUUCUUUUUUUUUUCUUUUAAUGAAACAAAAAGGUUUUUUCCUUAUUCACUGAGAAACUUGAACCUUCAGUAAGCAUGAAGGGCCAUUUCUCCAUCGAGUGGCUGGCCCAGAGCAGCAAGCCGGCGGGGCCAGCAUCCGGGCCGGCAGUUUGGGGGACGCAUUCGGAGAGUCUGCCGGGUUUUUACUGCAAACCAAAACCUGAGAAGAUUCCAGAACCGGAGCAGCAGCAGCACAUCGACACCAUCAGUCAGGAAGCUCCUCAGCUCCGAACGUCUCCCAGGAAUCAGGGAAGUGAGGCCGGUUUCAGCACCGAGGAGGAGACCUCCGGCUACGAGAGCGAAGGCGGUCAGCCUCAAUCCCCCUCCGCCCACGCCGACAGCGCCUCCUGCACGUCUCCACCGUCGCCCCCGGUGGGCAGGAGGCCCCGCACGGCCUUCACAGCGGAGCAGAUCAGCAGCCUGGAGGGGGCGUUCAAGAGGAACGCGUACCUGGGAACGCAGGACAAGGCGGAGCUCUGCAAGAAGCUCAACCUCUCUGACAAGCAGAUCAGGAACUGGUUCCAGAACAGGCGGAUGAAGCUGAAGAGGACGGUGCAGGACGCCCUGGCCCACGCCUGCCAGGCCAACGUUGGGUCUCACUUCCUGCAUUACCCCGAGCUGCAGGCCUACAGGCCCGGCCCGUACCCCAGGUACCACCCGGCCGCUGCCACCGCCGCCGUGGUGGUGCCGGACCCCGAGGCCCCCGCGACCUUUGUUCACCCUCACAGCCUUCAGUACAACUCGCCUCUGUCCAGCACCUCCGCUCUGCCCCUGGACUCCUUCUACGAGUACAGCAGCCUCCCAGGAGUCAUGCUGCCCGCCGCCGCCGCCGCCUCUCACCUCAGAGGAACCUACCCACCGUACCCCCAGUACUAUUGAUUGGUGAUGUUGGUACCAAAUUUAGAACCAGCAGAUUUUGUUAUUUUUUAACAAAACUACUGAAGCCAUCCUGUUAAUCAUACAAAUGCGCCAAUCCACUUUUUUCACUUCUGAUACCGAUAUCUGAAGUUAAGUAUGGGCCAGUACCGAUCCAGUGCAGCUGAAUCGACUUUAAACUUUUUUUUUUCCAACUCAGACAUAAUUGUACUCAAUUGCAAACUUAUUUGAUAACUCUGCACCGGUACAGCACACACAAACACACCAACAGCUUCACAAGUUUGGUCAAACACGUAAAAACAACUUUAAUCUGUUCAGUCAGUGCAGUUGUGAGUAUAACAGCCAAUUUAACAUAAAUAAUAAAGAAACUGAAUCUAACAAAAACAAUAGGCAGACUGUCUUGGUAAAACAUGUAAAAAAUAAACCUUCUUUCAAAUGGUUUCUAUUUUGCGACCAAUACAGAUAAUUAAUAUUAGGUCAGUGCAUCUCUAGUUAAUCAUAGAACCAAAAGACUUUUAACAACCUAAAACUCCAACCUGAACUGGGUGGCGUGCAAUAAUGUGAACAGUGUGUAUCUGCCUCUGUACAGUUUUGAUCUAUUUAAAACUGGACCGACGAAGCUGUUUGUUUAGAGUGGAGUGUUAUUGUGACUGUGAAAAUGAAUUUAAAUAAAUGAAAAAUCAUCGAGUGUUCUGUGUGAGCAGCUCCUGCCAGAGAGAACGGGUUCCUCAGCAGAGUGAAAGUAGGCUCUACUGUGCAGGUGUGCUUCUUUAUUAUGCUGUGAUUUAUGUUAAAGCUACGGUAUGUAACUUUUAUUUGAAAAAGACGAUGUUCUUUGUCGUAACAGUGAAGUAUGUGAUGUGUGAAAAAAAAAUCAAGUUCCUUUCUUAUGACUUUCAUGGCCAAAAAUGUCUCUGAAAACUGAGCCGUAAAAGACGACACAACCAGGACAAAUGCUUUCUUCUUUUUUUUACAUAUCACAUUUGUCCAGAAGAAAUAAAAUAAUUUGAAAAUUGUGCUGUUUACUUCUUUUCUCUUUGUUUGCACUGAGAACACAAGGCAUCAGCUGGUAGCACUGAAGCCUUUUUGGGGCCCUAACAGAUUUUUAAAGGGCCCACCAUACCAACAUGUCAACAGCAGAGGCUUCCAUCAUUCCAAAGCUAUUCUAUGUGUGUGACAUAGCUGCUAUCGUUAGCGUUGUUUAUAAUUAGCUUCCAUCAUUCUGGUGUUACGGCUGUUGAUUUGAAUUUUACAAGAGCAGCAUACAAAAAAAAGGAUUUUGAAAUGUGGAGUGGUAUUUAAGUGUGCUAUUUUAUUUUAACCACUUGAAAGUAAUAUGUUUGAAAGCCUCGAUUUUUUUCAUACUUCUCAUCACUUCAACUCAAACUUUGUCUCAUUUGACCAUAAACCUUUUCGGUAGAAGACAUUUUGAUUGGUAUCCAGUCAAGCUUGAGGGUGUGCUUUUUGGCCAGCACCCUUACAAUUUUGAAAUUAUGCUGUGAAAUUAUGUAAUUGUUGCACCAUUAUGGAAAUUGAAACUGAGGUUCCAGCAACUUCCAGCUGACAGCUUCGAGGUUGUUGGCUUUAUGAAGGUUCCCAUGGAAACGAAGCCCUUCACAAUGCUUGGCUGUGCAGGUAAGAGUUUGGAACUUGAUUUACUGGUUUGUACUGGACUGUGACUUACAGGGAGGAAAACCUGAUGAAAUGACAUAGUAGAUUAAACUUCAAAUCUUCUAUUUUUUAUAUCUGAACAAAGAAUAUAAUAAUAAUAAAUAAUCUAAAACUAAACUGUAAAACCACCAAAACAGUUAUUUAAAAACAAGGCUUCAAAAACCCACCUGUCUAGUUAGAGUUGCCUUUGAUUAGUAGAAAGUGAAACAUUGACCAAUGUAUUUGAUGUAUAUUUGCCUGAUAAUUUUGUUGAUGGUAUUUGACAAAAUGUAAUGUUUAUUCCUUGUUUCAUAUCACAGCAGAGAGUUAGGAUGGGAAAACAUACAUCCACUGCCCUCAGCCUUAGUACUGGCUCUCCACAGGGCUGUGUGCUGAGCCCCCUGCUCUACUGUCUGUACACAUACGACUGCACCUCUGCCCACCACAGCAACA
Messenger RNA from Xiphophorus couchianus (Monterrey platyfish), 3607 nucleotides. RefSeq names its product ventrally expressed dharma/bozozok antagonist (gene ved). The coding region runs from base 665 to 1507 and encodes 280 amino acids. Lineage: Eukaryota; Metazoa; Chordata; Actinopteri; Cyprinodontiformes; Poeciliidae. The transcript is spliced from 4 exons. The record is from RefSeq and is a predicted model, not a curated record. Gene Ontology annotation, molecular function: DNA binding.